Trypanosoma theileri is the source of this 663-nucleotide messenger RNA. RefSeq lists its product as uncharacterized. The record is from RefSeq and is a predicted model, not a curated record. Lineage: Eukaryota; Euglenozoa; Kinetoplastea; Trypanosomatida; Trypanosomatidae. The transcript has a single exon. Gene Ontology annotation, molecular function: DNA binding; RNA binding. Gene Ontology annotation, cellular component: nucleolus. The coding region runs from base 1 to 663 and encodes 220 amino acids. Gene Ontology annotation, biological process: ribosomal large subunit biogenesis; ribosomal small subunit biogenesis.
AUGGGGUUUCGUGGGCGUGGCGAACGUAGACCUUAUAGAGGCAGAACUACUUCUGCUACUUCAUCAUCUCCUUCUACUGCUACAUCCAGCAAUGGCGACAUUCCCAUUAAUCUCUCUUUUGGUAACUUUGAGUUUGAGGACAUGAAGCGACUUGGCCGUCGUGGUGGUGGUGUACGUGAGAUAGCCACACUUCUCCGUCAUGCCCAGCGGCAGUCGGCGGCCCACUCCAACAUGUUGCGCAGUGUGGAGGGAUUGGAACAGCGAAAUGCCGAACUGCUCGAUACCGCCAUGCGACGGGCGGCAGGUGUGAAGGUGAAGGAUGAUCCCAAACGUCUGGCAAAGGCACUCGCAAAGCGACGUAAUAAAAAGCGAAGUUCUGCAAAGAAAUGGGCGGAAAGAAUGCAAAAGUUACAAAAGUCGGUGGAUAAUGUAGUAGAGGACCGUUCAGUGGCGCGACAGACGGCUAAAGCUCAACGAGAAAUGAAAAAAAAUAAGAAGAAGGAGAAACAGACGCCACAAAAAUCGGUAGAUAAACGUUCAGGUGGUGGUGGUGGUGGUAUGGCUACGAAGAAGGCCAAAAAGAGUAAUGAUAAGAAAGGGAAAGGUCGUGGUGGAAAAGACAAAGGUAAGGGAAAGACAAAGAAAUUUGGUGGGAAAAAGUAA